Molecule: messenger RNA, 1173 nt
Organism: Adineta steineri
Lineage: Eukaryota; Metazoa; Rotifera; Eurotatoria; Adinetida; Adinetidae
Source: the annotation of a GenBank genome assembly
AUGCAUUUAUUUGUAAUUUAUUCUAUUUUUUUAUUUAUUACUGUAACCCAUCAAGAUGAAUCUGUGAUUUCUUUUAAACCAAAUUCUAUUAGUCUUGCCGUUGGUGACCAAAAAUCAGUCAAUGUUCGUCUUAUUAAAUUAGAUAUUAUCUUUCCAAUUUCUAUUCAAUUCCUUUAUAAUGGUAAAUUGAAUGAUUCACAAGGUUAUAUUGAUAUCAUACCAGACAUAACUUUUAUAAAUGAUACAACUACUGAUCGAAGUCAAAAUAUUCUUAUAACUGGUCGUAAUCAAGGUCAUCUUGUUAUAACAGCACAGUCAUCUCGAGUUAAUAUAUCAACAGUAGUAGAUUAUCUUCUUAUUGAUAUAGCACGUAGUAAUGUACUAAGUAUAUUCGUACAAAUUGUUGGUUGGAUUUAUUUUGCUGCAUGGUCAAUAUCAUUUUAUCCUCAAAUAAUAUUAAAUUUUCAACGUCGAAGUGUUAUUGGACUUAAUUUUGAUUUCUUAGCAUUAAAUAUAAUUGGACAUUCAUGUUAUUCUGUAUUUAAUCUUUAUUUAUAUACAUCAUCGACUGUUCAACAAGAAUAUUUUGCUUUACAUCCACAUGGUGUUUUACCUGUUUUACUUAAUGAUGUAAUAUUCAGUUGUCAUGCUGUUUUUGCAUGUUUGAUAACUGUUGCUCAAUGUUUAUUUUUUGAACGUGGCGCUCAACGUGUAUCAUAUACUGCACGUGUUAUUGGUGCUGUAUGUCUUGUAUUUUUAUUUGUAUCAACAAUUGUUUCAACAUCUAAACAUUUAUCAACAUUAAAUUUAUUAUAUUUUUUUUCCUAUGUUAAAUUAUUUAUAACAAUAAUUAAAUAUUGCCCACAAGCAUGGAUGAAUUAUAAACGAAAAUCAACUGAAGGUUGGUCAAUUGGCAAUAUUCUUUUAGAUUUUACUGGUGGAACAUUGAGUUUAUUACAAAUGUUUUUUCUUGCAAGUAAUUAUAAUGAUUGGUCAUCAAUAUUUGGUUCACCAACAAAACUUGGUUUAGGAUUAUUUUCAAUUAUAUUUGAUAUUUUAUUUAUUGUUCAACAUUAUGUACUUUAUCGUACACAUGAUGGAAUUAAUCAUCGAAUUAAUCAUUCCAGUAACGAAAGUGAUGAAAAUUCACCAAUAUUAUUAUCAACAGCUUGA